Cylas formicarius (sweet potato weevil) is the source of this 1692-nucleotide messenger RNA. RefSeq names its product exosome complex component RRP41 (gene Ski6). The record is from RefSeq and is a predicted model, not a curated record. Gene Ontology annotation, biological process: U4 snRNA 3'-end processing; rRNA catabolic process; nuclear mRNA surveillance. The transcript is spliced from 3 exons. The coding region runs from base 91 to 714 and encodes 207 amino acids. Gene Ontology annotation, cellular component: cytoplasmic exosome (RNase complex); nuclear exosome (RNase complex); nucleolus. NCBI's taxonomy places the organism in Eukaryota, Metazoa, Arthropoda, Insecta, Coleoptera, Brentidae.
GAAGCUUUCUGUAAACCAAAGGUGAGAAAUCGUUUUGCUUGACUUCUAGUAAUACUCUGCGGAUUUGCUAACUUUAAAAAGGUGAAUAGUAUGAGCAGAAAUAAGGAAUUAUUGUCAAAAGUAGGUCUCCGUAUCGAUGGGAGAAGAGCAAACGAAUUACGGCGCAUAAGAUGUAAGUUGGGCGUCUUCACGCAGCCCGAUGGAAGUGCUUACUUAGAACAAGGCCUAACCAAAGUUUUGGCUGCAGUUUAUGGUCCCCAUCAGGUACGCAAUAGAUCCAAAGCGCAACACGACACCUGCAUUAUUAACACUCAAUUUAGCAUGGCUGUGUUCUCAACAAACGAACGAAAGAAACGGCCUCGAGGUGAUCGAAAGUCUACUGAGUUAUCCAUACACUUGCAGCAAGCUCUUCAAGCGGUUGUCUUAACUGAGCUCUAUCCAUGGUCUCAGAUAGAUGUUUAUGUUGAAGUACUGCAUGCUGAUGGAGGUACAUACCCGGCCUGUGUUAACGCGGCAACGCUGGCUCUUGUAGAUGCUGGCAUUCCAAUCAAAGAGUAUGUGUGUGCCUGCACUGCCAGUUUAGCUAACGAAGAUACACCUCUACUUGACGUUUCACAUCAGGAGGAGGUGAUUGGGGGUCCUACAUUGACUGUAGCUGCCCUACCCACAUCAGCUGACUGCAAAACCAUGUUAAAAGUGGUACAGGAGCCUUAGAAUACGAUCAAAAUAAAACGAUUAUAUAAUAAGCUUGGUAUUUUAUGCAAGUCUUUUUAAGUUUAAGUAGAAAGUGAAACUUCUGACAAAAUUGUUUUAUUUUUUUUUCUUUACCAAUCAUUUUUGGUAUAGAGUUAUAAGUCUGAAUGCAACUAUAUAAUGGUGAUCAACUGGAAUUGAGUACCUUAUAUGAGGUGCAAUGGAACUAUUAUAAAGCAAAAAUCUAGAUUUUUUAUUUAAAAUGUCUGCACACCGUUUUAUCGCACCAUGGAUAGGAGAAAUUUUUUUAUGGCUUGGUACAUUUGGAAUGUCCCACUCAAGUUUAUUUGUUAAGAUAAGUCCUAAGGAACAAGUUUAUAUCACAGUUUUGUUUACUUUUUUGUUUGAUGAUCAUACAUACCAUCUUAUUUGUAUUUAUAGAUAACUCAUUAUAAUACAACCAUGUGUAACAACUAUUUAAGUGCUCAUUUGUACAUUUUUCCAGUUUUUCUUACUUUGUUGCUGACAGAACUAGUACUCUAUCGAAAUAUCUUGCUGUUGGUCCCAAGUAUUGAAGGUUUUGUAUAUAGUAUAUACUGUAGAACUCACUUACUUACUUACUUUUUGAUUUGUUUAUUUGUGUGUAGCCUUUGCCGUCUUUGAAGUAUGUGUGUACAAGUUUUCGUGCCACAUCUCUGAAGCCCAUUUUUUGAAAUUUAUGAAGCAUUAGAUAAAUGUCGACUGUGUCGAAUGCUUGUUGCAAAUGAUGAAAUUGUUUCUUUUUGUGUUAUCUUUUGGAUGUACAACUCAGGGAAACAACACAAUAAGGGCGUAUAAAAAUAAAAGUUCAGAUUCUAACUUUGCCAUUGAUUUAUAUUUAGAAAUGCACAAGUUUGACGAUAAUUUUGAUAUUUUAAAUAGAUUUUCAUCAAGUAAAAGCCACCUUGAAUGUUUAUAAGCCGGAAUCUGGAUCAAUUCCGAAUCUCAGAAAUAAGUAAA